Messenger RNA from Ornithodoros turicata, 1503 nucleotides. RefSeq names its product glucose dehydrogenase [FAD, quinone]-like. The record is from RefSeq and is a predicted model, not a curated record. Lineage: Eukaryota; Metazoa; Arthropoda; Arachnida; Ixodida; Argasidae. Gene Ontology annotation, molecular function: flavin adenine dinucleotide binding; oxidoreductase activity, acting on CH-OH group of donors. The transcript has 9 exons. Bases 54 to 1478 code for a protein of 474 amino acids.
GGAGCAGAUGGAUAAGAGGCAAAGUACUGGGAGGCUCGGGGACCAUCAACGCCAUGUUGUAUGUAAGAGGAAACAAGGAUGACUUCGACGGGUGGGUGACAAAGUACGGUGCUACGGGAUGGUCUUAUGAAGAGGUACUUCCAUAUUUCAAGAGCAUCGAGACGUUCUACGUGCCCAAGUACGCAAACAACGGUUACCACGGACAUCAGGGUGAGCUCCCAAUAGGCUACGCACCCAGUCAAUCAGAGGCAAGCAAAGCGUACCUGGAGGGUUGGCGACAACUGGGAUAUCAUAGCGUCGACUACAAUGGUCCGUCUCAGAUAGGGUACUCGAGACCGCAAGUGAACAACGCUAACGGCAAAAGAGUUAGCUCGAGCACGGCGUUCAUCCUUCCAAUAGUGAAGGAACGUCCCAACCUGCACAUCACUUUGCGAAGCUUUGCAAAAAAGAUUCAGUUCGAAGGGAACCGUGCAGUCGGAGUUCAUUUUGAUAAGCUUGGAGUUCCACACUUCGCCCGAGCAAGAAGAGAGGUGAUUCUCUCAGCUGGUGCUAUCGGUUCACCUCAAUUGCUGAUGUUAUCUGGCGUGGGCCCCAAGGAGCAUCUCGAACAGUUUCAGAUACCUGUACUAGCAGACGUUCCGGUUGGCGAAAAUCUUCAGGAUCACAUUAUCAUUGGCGGGUUGGCAUUUACCUUGGAAAAAAAUGCUGGGCUCCACCCUGAAGCCUUAUCAGCCUACGAGAGCUAUUGCUCUCGUGGUGCAGGACCUUACUCAGUACCAAUGGGCGUUGAAGCCCUCUCAUUUACGAAGACAUCUAUCACGAAUGACGCCCGUCCGGAUGUCGAAUACUACUUGUUUGGGAUUUCGCCAGCGGGUGCGGGGUCUGAACAAUAUAAUACCGUGGCACUCGGCUACACCGAUAAGGUGUACAGCAAGUACUAUUUGCCCAAAAGGAACGAAUACGCAGUUCAGGUCGCACCAGGCAUCAACGGCCUGAAGUCCAGGGGCGUAAUUAAACUCGGGACUACCGAUCCAUAUGACCAUCCAAUCAUCGAUCCCAAUUACUUCUCUCACCCGGAUGAUGUAUUGAUUGCCAUUGAAGCAUCAAAAAUAGCAUUACAAGUGAUGCAAACCGACGCCAUGAAGUCCCUCGGAGCAAGACCUUGGGACAUUCCAUUGCCCGGAUGCGAAGACAAGGUUAUGUACAGCGACGAGUAUCUCGAGUGUCUCGCACGUCAUCUAACCCACACGGAGGGGCACUAUGCUGGCACUUGUGCAAUGGGGACACACGAGGGCGCAGUGGUCGAUCCGAGACUUAGAGUUCGCGGUGUUACCCAUUUGAGAGUCAUCGAUGCUUCAAUAAUGCCAGAGGUGACUACUGGGAACACCAAUGCUCCAGCAAUGAUGAUUGCCGAAAAAGGCUCCGCGAUGGUUCUGGAAGAUAAUGGGUUAGCUGUAUGUAACGCGGUAGUUUCAUAAGAAAUAAAGUGAUUCCUUUUCAUUU